CCUGGGAUCGUCCGUCGAUGCACGCGCGUCACCUCAUCCGAUGAAGUCUUUUGGCCUUUUCGUAUGCCUCUACCUACUGUCGGUUUCUGGUUCUUUACACAACAAUGACCUCGGAGAAAGGGUUACCAUCAAGUACGAGAUUGUGGAUACCUACCUAUGUUCGUUCGUCGUUACAAUCGGCAAGGACUCGAAUGGAUAUCGAGACAUUACGGCGACUCACAGAUCAAUGCAAGCCUCGACGCCGAGCAGGAAGGACCCUUUGCUCCCCCCGUUCAUCCAAAUAACUCUCGUCUCUCCAUGCAGUAUGAAAAUUUUCACAUCCCAGUCCGCGUCCCAGUGAACCGGAAAUUCCUAUUCGCCUUCAGGAUAUCAUCUGCAGGCGGGCUAAGGAUUGACUGUGCAUCAAUCGGAAAACUAUCUAUCAAAAGCAAUGUUUG
This is a messenger RNA of Neurospora hispaniola, 437 nucleotides long. RefSeq lists its product as uncharacterized. The coding region runs from base 41 to 340 and encodes 99 amino acids. Lineage: Eukaryota; Fungi; Ascomycota; Sordariomycetes; Sordariales; Sordariaceae. The record is from RefSeq and is a predicted model, not a curated record. The transcript has a single exon.